GGGCCGAGCUGACAAGAUGUUCUUGCUGCCUCUUCCGGCUGCCGGGCGAGUUGCCGUCCAACGUCUGUGCGCGAAGCGUUUCUGGGGACAGGGUCGCGCUGCCGCGGACAUGACGAAGGGCCUUGUUUUAGGGAUCUACAGCAAAGAAAAAGAAAAUGAUGUGCCACAGUUUACCAGCGCAGGAGAGAACUUUGAUAAAUUGGUGUCUGGGAAGCUGAGGCAAGUUCUGAGCAUAUCUGGACCACCUCUGAAGGCAGGCAAAACGCGGACCUUUUAUGGGCUGCAUGAGGACUUCCCCACCGUGGUGGUGGUCGGCCUCGGCAAGAAGGCGGCUGGAGUGGAUGACGAGGAAAACUGGCAUGAAGGCAAAGAGAACAUCCGGGUCGCCGUGGCAGCCGGGUGCAGGCAGGUGCAGGACCUGGAGCUCCCCUCCGUGGAGGUGGACCCCUGUGGCGACGCUCAGGCAGCUGCGGAGGGAGCGGUGCUCGGCCUCUAUGAGUACGAUGACCUCAAGCAGAAGAAGAAGGUGGUCGUGUCGCCCAAGCUCUAUGGAAGCGGGGAUCAGGAAGCCUGGAGGAAGGGCGUCCUCUUCGCCUCUGGGCAGAACUUGGCCCGCCAGCUCAUGGAAUCUCCGGCCAACGAGAUGACGCCGACCAAGUUUGCCAGAAUUAUUGAGGAGAAGCUUAAAAGCGCCAGUAGCAAGACAGAGGUGCACAUCAGGCCCAAGCCUUGGAUCCAGGAACAGGAGAUGGGGUCGUUCCUCAGUGUGGCCAAGGGAUCCGAUGAGGACCCAGUCUUCUUGGAAAUCCACUACCGAGGCAGUGCCAACGCCAGUGAGCCGCCUCUGGUGUUUGUGGGGAAGGGCAUCACCUUCGACAGCGGCGGCAUCUCCAUCAAGGCUGCCGCGAGCAUGGACCUCAUGAGGGCCGACAUGGGAGGCGCAGCCACCAUAUGCUCGGCCAUCGUGUCCGCUGCCCAGCUCGACCUGCCUGUCAACCUCAUAGGUUUGGCCCCUCUUUGUGAAAACAUGCCCAGCGGGAAGGCCAACAAGCCCGGGGAUGUCGUGAGAGCCCGGAACGGGAAGACCAUACAGGUGGACAACACGGACGCCGAGGGGCGGCUCAUCCUGGCCGACGCGCUGUGUUACGCGCACACCUUCAACCCCAAGCUCAUCAUCAACGCCGCCACCCUGACAGGUGCCAUGGACAUAGCUUUGGGGUCUGCUGCCACUGGGGUCUUCACCAAUUCAUCCUGGCUGUGGGACAAACUCUUUGAGGCCAGCAUUGAGACGGGGGACCGCGUUUGGAGGAUGCCUCUCUUUGAACAUUACACAAGGCAGGUCGUAGACUGCCAGCUUGCUGAUGUCAACAACAUAGGGAAAUACAGAUCUGCAGGUGCUUGUACGGCAGCAGCGUUCCUGAAGGAAUUUGUGACUCACCCUAAGUGGGCGCAUUUAGACAUCGCCGGGGUGAUGACCAACAAGGACGAGGUCCCGUACCUGCGGAAAGGCAUGACGGGCAGGCCCACCAGGACGCUGGUGGAGUUCCUGAUGCGUCUCAGCCAGAACAGUGCGUAGCUGGGAAACGCCUGCUUCUGUCUCAGCUCGGACAGCUGAACUUCAAAAUAGUUUCAAAUGAAUGGGUGAAAUCGUUGAAAAGAAACAAAGAAGGGUGAUAUUUUAAAAUGUAGAGCAAAAUGAAAUUUAUACUCCUUGAUUCUGUCUUUUUCAUUUUAUGCAGCAAUGUAUCGGGAUAAAGCUAAUAACCUUCCUUGACAAAGCUUGUGAAGAUUUCUAUGUGAUGAGUGAUUUUUAAAACCUGGUCACUUUCCAGAGUAUGUUUUUAAUCGAACAAAACUGUAUUUCAUGUUUGUGAUGCUAAGAACAUGAAAGAAACAAAAAGUUACUGUGUAAUUUCAGGAACAAUAAAUCCAACUUUUCAUGCUCUCUGGCAUUUACUUACAUG
Condylura cristata (star-nosed mole) is the source of this 1964-nucleotide messenger RNA. RefSeq names its product leucine aminopeptidase 3 (gene LAP3). The coding region runs from base 17 to 1576 and encodes 519 amino acids. Gene Ontology annotation, biological process: proteolysis. Gene Ontology annotation, cellular component: cytoplasm. The record is from RefSeq and is a predicted model, not a curated record. Gene Ontology annotation, molecular function: metalloaminopeptidase activity; manganese ion binding. Lineage: Eukaryota; Metazoa; Chordata; Mammalia; Eulipotyphla; Talpidae. The transcript has 13 exons.